GGUAUUUCCUUAUGCAUUGCCAGAUUGUGGUAAUUCUUUUGGGGGAUUACUUUUGACCUCUGCUCAAAGACACUCCUUUCAGAAACGCAUACUCACAGGAAAUUAGCUCCAAACACUAGUUUCAGGAGCUACUCACGCAUGUGUGCAUUGUUUGAGAGCUCAUGGGGAUGCCACACCAUAGCAAGACCUAUGUAUCAGGUCUUGCUGAUCAUCCUGCAUUCGGCCCCUGCGGCUAGAUCUACAAGGAGCUCCAACAGCCUUUCCGGUUUAGGCAACAGUUCGCCCUGCAGGUGGGGCUUCUGCUGCCUGGCCGAUCACCGUACAGCAUGGAGAUCUUCGGCUUUGGCUCGUGGGAUGGUGAUCACUCGCCCUUACGACAAUAGACUGAAGGAUUCGGUCUCAAAGGCCAGGCAUGAUCAUGACAUCGGAAAUGCAACACCAUGCUAUCGCAAGUCUUUAAGAAUGAUCUACAGCUCUGAUCAGCAUACGACUUCAUAUAUACUUUAUUGACAUCUCCGAUCAACUCUUACAGAAAUUCAGGGCGGGGGACCACGGAUUCUCUCUGGACGCUCACAAAUCCAGUGUGCUAUUGCUCUUUGACAGAUAUAUUGGGAAUUGGCUCAUCCUAAUGUCCGUGUCGAUGAUUGCGAGCGGAUUAUCAGAAAGAGGGAAGAUCCG
Molecule: messenger RNA, 678 nt
Organism: Aspergillus homomorphus CBS 101889
Lineage: Eukaryota; Fungi; Ascomycota; Eurotiomycetes; Eurotiales; Aspergillaceae
Exons: 3
Coding region: 139-510 (123 amino acids)
Source: RefSeq, a predicted model, not a curated record